GUCUUAACCCGUUCGAAUAGCAAAUAACACGUCCAAAGAGUCUUAUAUCAAUGCGAUACAUUGAAGUGAAAUUAAAAUUUAAAAGAAAAAAAGAGAGGAAACUUUUUAAAAGAAUAAGCAAGGAUUAAAAGGAUAUGUUUAUUUUUCCUCAUAAAGGAUUAGUGCGUCAACAUUUCAUUCGCAUUGGCUGGUUGCUGCAAAUAUUCCUAAUUUUAUUACUGCUAUCGGUGGCCGAAACAUAUCCGCCGAAUAAUAAUUACCGGGAUUUGGAUAUAUGCAAUCAUUGGAAUGGACGAAGACAUUUUUUGGAAUUGGGUGAACGUGGCGAUUUGCAUGCUCGCAAUGUUACUACCUCAGCCUUCAGAAAAUUUCAGAGUACUCUGUUUUCACCAUCUUCCACGAAUAAUGCUUUGAAAAAUCGCACCACCACCGACAUCUGGUACCAAUGCAAUCUCGAAUUAGUUACAUGUGCUGAAUGCGUCAUACGUAUAACAUUCACUCAUGCCAACUUUUCAAAAACAUGUGAGCGCAUAGCCAAUUCGGGCGUAGGCAAAUCAUCGAUGUGCCCCUGUGAACAUAUACAAUUCUCGGAACCGCCAUAUGAUACGACAAUAUCCGGGCAGGAGUUUUGUGGUGAUGGAAAAGUUUUCCGCAGCAAAACAAGAACUCUGUUGCUGAAAUUCUUCUAUCGUGCCACCAAUAGCCAUGUGUUUUCGUUGCAAUACUUUUCCGAACGUAAUGUCAAAAUUAUUAGCGGCUCUCCGCGUCAAACAAUUAUCUCGAAUUAUUCAAAUCAGAAAAGUAUGCAAACUCAAGUAAUAUCAACCCCUUACUUUCCAAUGACAUAUCCACGGGAUUAUGGCAUUGAACAUAUAUUGACCUGUGAGGCGGACAACUGUCAUGUGCGUUUGGAUUUUACCGACUUUCAGUUGGGUUUGACAUCGACAUUAGAGAUAUUCGAUUCGAACGGUCAAAUGUUAGACUCAUACACGGGUGAACACUUCCGCCCUCCCAUCAUUAUAAGUAGCGGCAAAUCUUUGUUACUGCAAUUUCGUGGUAAUGGCAAUACUGGUGCUGGCUUUCGAGCUGAAGUAACUUUUAUAUCGGUCAAGCAAUUGAAAGAAGAUCGUUUGCUGCCCUAUACAGAUUGCGGUGGGAUGGUCUCGGGACCGGGUGGCGCCAUUACUAUGAUGAAUAUGAUUGAAAAUUCGACCGAUGUACGUUUCUUUGACUGCAUUUGGAUUAUUAAACCGGGAAAUAAUUACAUGAUGAUGAAGACGCACAUAUCUCUCAGGGUACAAGAGUUUCACGGUAUGGCUUCGCGUUCUGAUUUAACUAUACGUCAAGGAACCACCUCGGAUGCAUUGGAAAUUGAGAAUGUUGUUUGGCCUAAUAACGGUAUGAGCAAGGAAAGUCACGUAGUACCUAUAUUAACCGGUUAUUAUAUACGCUUACGUGGCGUAUUCGGCAUGUCUUCCAAAUUGGCCAUCGUCUAUAGUGUCUUCAAUUACUUAAAUUGUUACAUUGGCUCAGAAUUUUUGUGUGGCAACAAUCAUUGCAUUUCCAUUCGCUUACACUGUGACGGUUUUGAUCAUUGCGGCGAUGGUAGCGACGAGCCAGACUCAUGCGAAGAGGAUUGGGCUCAUCUGCAAAACGAUCGCCGCUGGUAUUCUCACAAACCAAACUAUUAUUUUCCUAAAAUUGAGCAAUAUCCUGAUCUGAAAACGGCUACCGGUAUAUUCAUUGUUUCGACUUUGGGCAUAUUUGCCGUAUUAUCGGGUUGGAUGGUGAUAUUGUACAGAAUGGGCGUACGUGCUCGACAUCAGAGGGAAUUACAAAACCAUUUGCAGACAAUUAGCGAAUUGCUGGAUCGUCAAGAGGAAAUUACACCGGAUGAGCCACCUAGUUACGAGGCGCCGCCCGAUUAUGAAGAGGUUAUCAAGAUUGGCAUGGAACAGGAAAUGCGUCAACAUAUGGAUCGUCCACGUCGACAUCAUCGUCAUCGUCGUCGAAGAGAACGCGAACAUUGCGAUCGCGAACGGAGUUGUAGUCGUGCACCCAGCAACGCUACUGUUCAGUCAUCAGUUCCUAUACACUGUCACUGUGCUGAGGAUAGGCCAACAACUUCGGCUGCAGCAGCAGCCGCUACAGCAACUGCACCGGUUGAGGCCCAAUCACAUGACAAACCGGCUGAAAAUGCAAUUGCGGGUAACAGUAAUCAAGGCGCAUCGCAAGAAAUAAUGCACCGUCUCGAGACAAACGCUGAAAAUUGUGGUGCUACAGGCACGUCUCAGGCGUCAGAGGUGUCGACGUCGACAAGCAACGAUGGCUGCAACAGGUGCAAGCACUACAAACGGGAACUUAAAACGAAAUGCGCUUCGACGUCGCCAAUGAUCACAAAUAAAAUUAACAACAAUAACAAUAAUAACUCGUGUGCCACCAACACACAAUUGGAAGAAAAUUCUCGUGACUUUUGUGAUGAUUCCCUAAAUAUAUCUUUAACCUUGGCCAAUAACACAAAUGAUAGUGCAGCUACUUCGUCACGUCCGAAAAGUUCUAGUAAUUGCACUGAACAAACCUAUUUGAAGCGUUCUUGGAUUGUGGUUAGCAAUGGCUCGCAUAGCUAUAAAAUGCCACGUUUGCGUCAUACUUUUUCUUCGCCCGAACCAUUUCAAAUAUAUUGUAACGAUUGGUUGAGCAACGAUACGCAAAAUUAUGGUUCGAUUUUACCAUACGAGCGUAGUUUUAUAUCAAGCAAUAACACUAGUUACUUUGGCUCCGAAUUAUCCCGCGAUACAUCCGCUUUAAGUUUCUCCGUCAAGAAACAAUAUCAAGCUACGACACCAACAUCGCCUACUAAUUCAGAUUCGGGCAAUAUUCAUCGUCAAAAUACAUUAGAACGGCGUCGCAAGCGUAUGUUGAUGUCUGAGCUGGACAGUGACGAUGGCAGUAAAAUAUCCUGCUUCGGUAACGUAAAUAAACAAUUGCGAGUCCAAAGCAAACUGAAACAAUCAAGUCAAAUAUUAAGACGUCAUACACGUAGCAAAUCAUUUAGUAAUUUAAAUCAAAACCGUUCGAGAAAAGUUAUGAAGCGUAGCUCAUCUGUGGACUUGGUAACAUCAAAUCAAAGGCUUACUAAUGAAAUAUUUCACUUAAGUGAAGCAAAAAUAUUUAUGAUUUAAUUAAUAUAUAAGAACACAUCUCUCUUCAGAAAUCUAAAUCGAAAACAUUCAAUUUAUUUGACAAAAAAAAGAGUUUGAAAUUCUUAAAAAUAAAACUAAUUUGGUCCAAUAAACAAUAAA
This is a messenger RNA of Glossina fuscipes, 3302 nucleotides long. RefSeq lists its product as uncharacterized. Lineage: Eukaryota; Metazoa; Arthropoda; Insecta; Diptera; Glossinidae. Gene Ontology annotation, molecular function: protein binding. The transcript has 9 exons. The record is from RefSeq and is a predicted model, not a curated record. The coding region runs from base 135 to 3182 and encodes 1015 amino acids.